Messenger RNA from Pseudopipra pipra, 3405 nucleotides. It is a transcript of the gene FBXL17, whose product is annotated as F-box and leucine rich repeat protein 17. The transcript has 9 exons. Bases 140 to 1873 code for a protein of 577 amino acids. The record is from RefSeq and is a predicted model, not a curated record. Gene Ontology annotation, biological process: SCF-dependent proteasomal ubiquitin-dependent protein catabolic process. Gene Ontology annotation, molecular function: protein binding. Lineage: Eukaryota; Metazoa; Chordata; Aves; Passeriformes; Pipridae. Gene Ontology annotation, cellular component: SCF ubiquitin ligase complex.
CCUUCCUCCCUCCCUGCCGGCGUCCCGGAACCAGCCCCGCCGCCGCCUCCUGCCCUGGCCCGCCGGCAGCAUGUCAGCGCCCGGCGCCGCCUCCCGCAGGUGACACCCGCCCUUCCGCCGCCGCCGCCUGCCCUCCUAUAUGGGCCACCUGCUCUCGAAGGAGGCAAGGAGCCUAAGUCGGGACCGCCGCCGCCCGCGGGGGAAGGUGCCGCCGCGCAGCCGGAGCUGCUUCCUGCGCGGGCCCUGCAUGCUCUGCUUCAUCGUGCACGGCGCCAGCCCGCCCGCCCCGGAGCAGCCGCUGCCCGCCGGGGACCCGCUGCUGCCGCCGCCGCCGCCGCCGCCCUACGUGUCUCUGACCGCCGCAGAGCAGCGCGUCGCCCGCCGCCUCCUCCGCCUGGCGCCUGCCGCCUGGGAGCCGCCGGGCCGCUGCCAGCGCCUCCUUCUCUCCGGCCUGCUGCCCUCGCCGGUGCGGGGCCUCCUGGGGCCACCCGGCGAGGCGUCCGCCGAGAUGGUGUGCAAGCGCAAGGGGGCCGGGCUGCCCGCCUGCCCGCCCUGCAAACAGCCGCGCUGCGCCGCCGCCGAGCCCGAGCCCGAGCCCGGCGCCUGCCAGUGCCCGGCGGAGCCGCAGCUGCUCGCCCUGCCCGGCGCCGCGGGGGAGAGCGGCGGGGUCAGCGCCGGGCAGGGCGGCGGGGGACAGCCCACCUCGCCGCCGCCCCCUGCGCCCCUGGAGGACAAGGAGCAGGGCACGGCGGAGGAGAAGGAGAGAGGAGGCGAGGCGGGCUUCGAGGAGCCGCUGGAGCAGCCGGGUGACAGCUGCCGGGAGCCGCUGCCGCCGCCCACCCCGGACAUCAACCAACUGCCGCCCUCCAUCCUCCUCAAGAUAUUUUCCAACUUAUCUCUGAAUGAGCGUUGCCUUUCGGUGUCAUUAGUCUGUAAAUAUUGGCGUGACCUCUGUUUAGAUUUUCAGUUUUGGAAGCAACUGGAUCUCAGUAGUCGUCAGCAGGUCACUGAUGAGCUGUUGGAAAAAAUAGCAUCAAGAAGUCAGAAUAUUACUGAAAUCAAUAUCUCUGAUUGUCGCAAUGUAUCUGAUACAGGAGUAUGCAUAUUAGCAAUUAAAUGUCCUGGGCUCCUAAGGUAUACUGCCUACAGGUGUAAACAGCUUUCUGACACCUCUAUUAUUGCAGUUGCCUCUCAGUGUCCUCUUCUUCAGAAAGUGCAUGUGGGCAAUCAAGACAGACUCACCGAUGAAGGCCUGAAGCAGCUGGGUUCAAAGUGCAGAGAAUUGAAAGACAUACAUUUUGGGCAAUGUUACAAGAUCUCAGACGAAGGAAUGAUCAUUAUAGCUAAAGGCUGUCUGAAGUUGCAAAGAAUAUAUAUGCAAGAAAACAAAUUAGUGACAGAUCAGUCAGUGAAAGCUUUUGCUGAACAUUGUCCAGAGCUGCAGUAUGUUGGUUUCAUGGGUUGCUCUGUUACAUCAAAAGGAGUCAUUCACCUUACCAAUCUGAGAAAUCUGUCAAGCUUGGACCUGCGUCAUAUCACAGAACUGGACAAUGAAACGGUGAUGGAAAUAGUAAAAAGAUGCAAAAACCUUAAUUCUCUCAAUCUGUGUCUGAACUGGAUCAUUAAUGACAGAUGUGUGGAGGUCAUUGCCAGAGAAGGACGGAACCUGAAAGAACUGUAUUUAGUAUCCUGUAAGAUCACUGACUAUGCUCUGAUAGCCAUUGGGCGGUACAGCAUGACAAUAGAGACAGUGGAUGUUGGAUGGUGCAAGGAGAUCACGGACCGUGGAGCCACCCAGAUUGCGCAGCGCAGCAAGUCUCUCAGAUAUUUGGGACUGAUGAGGUGUGAUCAGCACUGGAAGAUGUUACUGUAACAUAGCAAUUUGCCAGAGGAGUACAGUUUGUGCUGUGAAGUUAAACCAGUUUUCUAGCCAAGUCAGUCUCAGCUAGAUGAAACUUCCAAUGAAGAUUGAGUGUUUCUAUUAUUAAAGUAGAAGAACUGGAUAUUAAACCUUUCAUUUAUCCUUGUCACUAGGUGCAAUCACUGUUCAGAAGGAAGCGCUCCUUGUUAUCUUUUAAGGACAAAAAUAUUAUUAGAUAUUGUGGUCACUGUGCUUUAAAAUAUUAUUCGCAUGACAGAUCUUUGUAAUGGUAGUAAACAGUUUAGUCUGUUUUUUUUUACUUUUGGCCUUGAAUGUGAAACACUGGGGAAAAAAAAAGCAAACAAUGCUUUCAGUUGUACAUCCUACUGAUAUAGGUGAUUCAGCAACUGUAGUAUUGAUGCAUUUUGAAAUGCCCAAGUGUUCAGCGAGGAUUUCAAAGAGACCUAACUAGGAGUCAUGGUUCUUAGGUUAAUCUUUUAUUUAUCUGAAGGCUGAAGAAAACUGUCUACUUCUGUGAUAUGAAGUGUGGUCACCUUAAAAAUAAUUCACAAAUUAAUCCCCUCACAGCACUGCAAUUGUAAAAGUGUUAGGUUUAGCUAGGCUUGUCUGAUUGCCUUAUCAGAGGGACAUCCCAGACCCAAAAAUCUUGUGUGUUUUAAUUAUUAAUCCCACCAUUUCUGCCCACAAAACCCUUUCUGCAGAGUCAUCCUCACACCAGAAGGCUAAAAUAAAAACUUCUACCAGUGAUGUAUGUGAAGGCAUGCAGGAUUUUUAACCUUCGGAAAGCUGACCUAUAACAAUAAUUGGUAAAUUGAUCUACCUGCAGCAUCGAAUAGUUUGCAUUCUUUACCCCAUCUUUAGUCAUGUUAUCUGUUGUUUUUCAUUGCAAACCCAUUGAUAGCUACCAGUGCAAGUUCAUUUCAAUAAAGUUAAUUGUGGAGCUACUACUUAGUAUUUGUAAAAGUAUCCAUAACUGUGCCAUAAAUUAAUUAAUAGAUGUAAUCUGUUUUCAUUUUCCAAAGUCAAAAAAAUCUUACAUUUUAAAUCUAUGUCUGCUUGAUCAACUUUGGGUAUAUAUGCUUCUAUUUCAAGGUAGAAAUCUGUUGCUCUAGGCAGCCCUUUUUUAAACAGAAUGAAUGUUUUGAUAAUUUGGUUUGGGGCCUCAUGAAGAGACAGCAUAGUCAAGCAUGGAAUGAAGAUAGUUUAAGAGCUUUUUAACCAUUGUUGCAGUUUUCUAAACAACAAAGACUAUUUGUCUUUACCAGAAUAUUAUUUAAAACUUCCCCCUUUACAAUGAAAUCAAGGUGUGAGGUUUGGUUUUGGUGUUUUUUAGUUCUCUAGCAGGACAUUACAUUCUGUAUGUUUCUUUUGUGAUAUGCACCCAAAUGCACCCAAAUGCACCCAAAACCAUAGUAACAGUGAGGAGCCCAAUGCUGCAAGCCCUCCCAGGAGUCCAAAGUUUGGCCAUUCAUUUAGCUUGCCUAAUAUUGCCCUUUUUGCACAUCACAGAUUCUCUUCUUCUC